Papaver somniferum (opium poppy) is the source of this 1578-nucleotide messenger RNA. RefSeq lists its product as uncharacterized. Lineage: Eukaryota; Viridiplantae; Streptophyta; Magnoliopsida; Ranunculales; Papaveraceae. The coding region runs from base 136 to 1338 and encodes 400 amino acids. The transcript is spliced from 6 exons. Gene Ontology annotation, molecular function: lipid binding. The record is from RefSeq and is a predicted model, not a curated record.
AUAGUAUUAAGUUUCCUUCCCAAGUAAAUAAAGUGCGACUGAAAAUGAGAGAUGGCGAUGGCUCCUAUGUCUAGUAUAAGAAGAUGACUUGGUGAGGAUGAGAAGUGGAUAACUUCAUCUUGUCUACACUGAAAAAUGGCAGAAUCUAAGGUUUUUGAUUAUCUGGGCGGAUUUCUAGUUUUGGAUGAAAAUUUCUGGAAGGGGAAUUCCCAAAAAGUAUGGUUUACAAUCCUUGCCCUAGUUUUUAUUUUACUUUGCCAAUCUCUUAGGGCUUUUAUCAGUAAUCGUUACAAUAAUAGAUCAGUUCAAGUCAUUUCUACUACUGGGACUACUGGGGCAGCUUCACUUGAACCAAAUUCACAAACCAGUAUAUCAGGAAUUGUAUCUGAUGCGGACUUAAGAAAUUUAAUAAAUGAGUUGGAUGAAAAGGGCGAGGAGAAUGUGCAAUGGAAUAAUGUCGUGGACAAAAGAAACAGUAGUGUUACUUAUAGUGUCAAGAAUUGCAAGCCUAAGGAUGGUCCUUUGAAAUACCUGAGUGUGACAGUAUUUGAGAAUUGUUCAACUGAGGUAUUAAGAGACUUUUACAUGGAUUAUGAGUAUAGGAAACAGUGGGACAAGAUGAUCGUGGAGGAUGAUCAAUUGCAGAUUGAUGAUAUUAGUGGAGUAGAAAUGGGAAGGACGAUAAAAAAGUUUCCACUGUUGACACCAAGGGAGUAUGUUUUAGCCUGGCGUAUGUGGGAAGGCAAAGAUAAGACUUUCUACUGUUUUAUCAAGGAAUGUGAAAGUGCUUUGGUACCUAGACAGAAGAAAUAUGUACGUGUUGGAGUCUUCAGAUCAGGCUGGAGAAUCAAGAAAGUUCCUGGUCGAAAUGCAUGUGAGAUCAAAUUAGUGCACCAAGAAGAUGCUGGGUUAAACGUGGAGAUGGCAAAACUUGCUUUUUCCAAAGGCAUAUGGAGUUAUGUGUGUAAGAUGGAUGCUGCUCUGCGAAAAUAUUCUCCCGUCAUGCGCCCUCAAUCAAGUUCAGUCAAGAACGCUGUAACUUUUAUGCGAAAGGUUCCACCUGAAUUAGAGACAGCAACUGAGACAACUGACCGCUCCCUUCUUGUGGGCACUUCGACUGGUGGCAUUGUUAGACAGGGGAUUGAAGAAGUAAACCAAAAGAAAAAACUCAUAAGAAAACCUUCAAAGAAAACGAUAGCUAAUGGCUUGCUUCUCCUUGGAGGUAUUGUUUGUCUUUCUCGUGGUCACUCUGCCCUAGGUGCAAAAAUCGCCAUGGCUUGUAUCCUGAAGAAGCUUGCGAAGCAUGGAAACCCAGCGACCCAAGUUACCCAAAACUAAAUACGUUCAACUAUAGUAAAUCACCAAGACGACAACCGCAAGAUACAUAUUUACUCUCUUUCAAUUGUCUUUGAUCUUCUUCCGUACUCUAUACCUGGAGCAUGAUCUUGUUCUGGUCACAGCUAUUUUAACAAAAUUUGGGUAGAGAUGUAAAUACGUACAUGAAUAUUUGUUGUAUUAGAAUCCAUGUUUCUGUUUUAUCUCCUCUGAUCAAUCAAAUUGUGAUUAGUUUUGGGAUUA